Messenger RNA from Eutrema salsugineum, 644 nucleotides. Its product is annotated as 60S ribosomal protein L23. The record is from RefSeq and is a predicted model, not a curated record. Gene Ontology annotation, cellular component: ribosome; cytosolic large ribosomal subunit. The transcript has 4 exons. Lineage: Eukaryota; Viridiplantae; Streptophyta; Magnoliopsida; Brassicales; Brassicaceae. Bases 76 to 498 code for a protein of 140 amino acids. Gene Ontology annotation, biological process: translation. Gene Ontology annotation, molecular function: structural constituent of ribosome; large ribosomal subunit rRNA binding.
AGCAUAACCAUAUAUAAAUCCUCUCUUCACCGCCACCGAAACUCUUCCUAAGGAGAGAGCUGCUACUCUGCAACCAUGUCGAAGCGAGGAAGAGGAGGUACCUCUGGUAACAAGUUCAGGAUGUCGCUGGGUCUGCCAGUGGCAGCCACAGUGAACUGUGCUGACAACACCGGAGCUAAGAACCUUUACAUCAUUUCGGUUAAAGGAAUCAAGGGUCGUCUUAACCGUUUGCCAUCUGCCUGUGUUGGUGACAUGGUUAUGGCCACCGUCAAGAAGGGAAAGCCUGAUCUCCGUAAGAAGGUUCUUCCGGCUGUCAUUGUUAGGCAGAGGAAGCCAUGGCGCCGAAAGGACGGUGUCUUCAUGUACUUCGAAGAUAAUGCUGGUGUCAUUGUCAAUCCCAAGGGUGAAAUGAAAGGAUCUGCUAUCACCGGACCAAUCGGAAAGGAGUGUGCCGACCUGUGGCCAAGGAUCGCUAGUGCUGCAAACGCCAUCGUUUGAGAUCUUUAAAUUGUGUUACAACGUUUUGCACUUUAUCUAUUGAGGAUGUUUUGUUUUUGCCUUGGACUUCUGUUAUGCCUUCAACUUGAUUCUAGUUCGUAUAAGAAUUUCGUUUCUCGUGCCAAUUCUUUAUAUUAGUGUUUCAG